Aspergillus novofumigatus IBT 16806 is the source of this 1076-nucleotide messenger RNA. It is a transcript of the gene mpt, whose product is annotated as putative DNA repair and transcription factor Ada. The transcript has a single exon. Bases 1 to 690 code for a protein of 229 amino acids. Gene Ontology annotation, biological process: DNA repair; regulation of DNA-templated transcription. Gene Ontology annotation, molecular function: DNA-binding transcription factor activity; sequence-specific DNA binding; zinc ion binding. The record is from RefSeq and is a predicted model, not a curated record. Lineage: Eukaryota; Fungi; Ascomycota; Eurotiomycetes; Eurotiales; Aspergillaceae.
AUGCAUGUGGUCGAUGAUUCAAAUGAUGCCCCGAAGAUACUUCCGCUGGCCAGAGCCGCUAGACCAUCCACAUCUGCUACUGCGCGUUGGCAAGCAGUUGUGAACCGCGAUGCAACGGCCAAUACAUUCGUCUACGCCGUCCUGACGACGAAAAUAUACUGCCGCCCAUCCUGUCCAGCUCGGCUUGCCCGCCGGGCCAAUGUCAGAUUCUACGACACACCCUCUCAGGCAGAAUCAGCAGGGUUCCGGCCCUGUAAGCGCUGCAAACCGGAAACGCACUGGGCGGCAAAUCCACAAGUCCAGUUGAUACAAAAGGCUUGUGAAACCAUCAAUUCGGAUGUCCUAAAUGGCCGCAAACCGACGCUUCAGAAGCUGGCCAGCGAGGCAAACCUGACACCCAGUCAUUUCCAUCGCGUUUUCAAAAAGGUCAUGGGCGUUACGCCAGGGCAAUACUCGGCUGCUGCUCUGGAUUGUCGGAAUCGAAAUGCGUCGGUUGACUCUGGCCUAGGCGUAGAUUGGAGUCUGAACCAGCCGCUAUGCGACGAUGGCAUCUGCUAUGACCCUGAUCCCUUGGGCGGUUUGGAUGAUUCCCGUGCUCCGACCACCAACGAUGCUGUUGUUUGGAAUGACUUUGAUGCUAUGAUAGCUGCAGAGAAUGAGUAUAUUCUUUGGCCAGAGGAAGAACAAUAGCUGACAAGCUCGUUCAUUUCAAUCAACGCCGUAAUGAACUCUGAUUCUGCUUUCAGCCUCCAGUGCUAGGAAGCCCUGAGAUGGUACGCGCGCGCGAGAGAGAGACGGCGGUUCUAUGAUUUAACAUCGGAUGAGUUAGCCUUUGGCUUAUUAUCUUGAACAUGACAUGCGGUCGAUGAUGCAUUACUCAGGUGAAAAUAUGCUUGAGGUCUGCGAAAUGCCGCUGGAUAUAGGGGAAAGCCUGUCUUUGAAUAACUGAGAGCACAGAUGAGUGUCUCCUGUGGUGCCGUAUGCUGUAUGCUUUUAUUCCUUGUACUUUUGACAUCAUAGGACUUUUUUGCGCUGAGGUUGGAAGACCGUCAGAGGUUACGUGUUGGUGUACAGGG